Calliphora vicina (urban bluebottle blowfly) is the source of this 4020-nucleotide messenger RNA. Its product is annotated as serine/threonine-protein kinase GL21140. The coding region runs from base 317 to 2602 and encodes 761 amino acids. Gene Ontology annotation, biological process: intracellular signal transduction; protein phosphorylation. Gene Ontology annotation, molecular function: protein kinase activity; ATP binding. The transcript is spliced from 8 exons. NCBI's taxonomy places the organism in Eukaryota, Metazoa, Arthropoda, Insecta, Diptera, Calliphoridae. The record is from RefSeq and is a predicted model, not a curated record.
UAUGAAAACGGAAAUAUAAAAGUCUCGGAGAGAAUGUUUUUUUUUCAACAUUUAAAAGAAAUUAAAUCUUAAAGAUCUGGUAUAAAAUUGUAACAAAAGAUUCAUAAGAAAACAAAGAACGCAGCAAAUAUAAAAACUAUUAAAAAAAAUUAAUGAAAAACGACAAAAUUCAAUUAAGAAAUAAAAAAAAACUUACGAUUUAUUUAUAACAACGACAUUUUUAAGUGAUUGUUGUCUACUACAUUGUUGUUUUUGUCUGGUGUGGUUGUCAAAACAAUAAAAACAAAUUUACGACAAGGAUUUUUCAAAAUAAUCAAUGAGAAUGGAGGUUCAAACUGUCAAUAAUCAUUUAAACAAUGCUCUGAUAUCACCGUUAUCUGCCACAAAUCCUCAAACACUCAACAAUAAAACAUCAAACACAUCGUCGUCGUCGCCGCCGCCGCCACCAACACAACAAUUAGCAGCACACUUGCAGCAGGCCUCAAUGCAAUUGAAUGACAGUCUAAAAGCCCAACAACAGCAGCAACUAAGUCGCAGCAACAGUCCGGCCAGUUCAAAUUCGGAAAUUGAAAAAGAACUGCAGGAAUUGGACUUAAACAGUUCCAUGAACAGUGGCAGUAUUAGCCUGGGAGCCGAAUUAAAUUGUAAAUCGAAUGGUUCAUUAAGUGGUGCCUCUUCAACAUCAACACAAGGCCUUACAUCAACACAAGUAGUAGGAGGAUUAAAGGAUAACAACAGCUCGGCAACCUUAACAAAUGGUAGCCAAUCGGCUAAUGGUUUAAACACCAAUGCCAUAACAGGUGCGGCAGCUGCUAAUAUAAAGAAGAGAAUUUCCUCGAGUCGAACACCGACACGAAAAGCGAGACGAAUAAAAUUUUAUCGCAAUGGUGAUCGUUUUUAUCCAGGCAUAACCAUUCCAGUUUCAAAUGAACGUUAUAGAUCAUUUGAAAGCUUAUUUGAAGAUCUUACUAGACUUUUAGAAGAAAAUGUUAAAAUUCCAGGUGCAGUGCGCACCAUUUACACCAUGUGUGGCAAAAAGAUUUCUACUUUGGAAGAGUUAGAAGAUGGUCAAAGUUACGUGUGUUCCUGUAAUAAUGAAAAUUUCAAAAAAGUCGAAUAUAAUACGACCUCACAGCCCCUUACCAAUCUAUCGAUAUCGAACAAGACCUCAAAUCGUCUCUCCAAAUACUAUCGACCAUCAUCGCCUUUAAAAAACGGUUCAACUAACAGCGCUAAUGUUGGCAAUGGUGCAUCGUCCAAUGCCGCUAUAACGGGUAACACUAACGGCAGUCCAGUUUUGGUUAAAUUAAGUGAACGUGAUAGUGUGGUACAUCCACGUAUUGUAACGCUCAUACGCAAUGGAACUAAGCCACGCAAGCUUAUGCGUCUGCUGUUAAAUAAACGCAACAGUCCCAGCUUUGACCACGUCUUAACGGCUAUAACACAAAAGGUUAAACUGGACACGGGUUAUGUACGCAAAGUUUUCACCUUGUCUGGCACACCGGUAACACAAUUGGCUGACUUUUUCGGUCCUGACGAUGUCUUCUUUGCCUAUGGCACUGAACGUGUCAACAAUCCAGACGACUUUCGCUUGGAGGCUGACGAACAGAAAUCUUUACAGAAUAUACGUAAGAAUUUACGUACAGCUGGCACUACUUGCAAGGGUCCUAAACCAAAAAUGCCUGUUAAGAGUAAGAAAACCUAUGACACUUCAGCUAUCGAUGAAGAGAAACUACUCAAUGAUAGCGGCAUCGAUGCUACCGAACUACCGGCUGUUAUACGAGAACGUUAUGUUCUGGGCCAGAUAAUAGGCGAUGGCAAUUUCGCCAUUGUACUCAAGUGUAAAGAUCGUCAGAAUGGUUUAGCUUAUGCUUUGAAAAUCAUCGAUAAGAGUAAAUGUAAAGGCAAAGAGCAUUAUAUCGAUGAUGAGGUGCGUGUUAUGAAGAAAUUGUCACAUCCCUAUAUUAUAUCCCUAAUAAUGGAUGUCGAUCAACAAGCGAAUAUGUAUUUGGUGCUGGAAUAUGUUAGUGGUGGUGAUUUAUUUGAUGCUAUUACACGUGUAACACGUUUCUCGGAAGACCAAUCACGUGUUAUGAUUAAACAUUUAGCCUCUGCUAUGGCUUAUUUACAUUCCAUGAGUAUUGUACAUCGUGACAUUAAGCCAGAGAAUUUAUUGGUUGAAUUAGAUGACAAGGGCAAUGUCAUUGAACUGAAAUUGGCUGACUUUGGUUUGGCUUGCGAAGUUACUGAGCCACUAUUUGCUGUCUGUGGUACACCAACAUAUGUGGCUCCCGAAAUUUUAAUGGAAACUGGUUACGGUUUAAAGAUCGAUGUUUGGGCAGCCGGUAUUAUUUUAUACAUAUUACUUUGUGGUUUCCCACCCUUUGUUUCACCCGACAAUCAGCAGGAACCUUUAUUCGAUGCCAUCAUCUCCGGUAUCUACGAAUUUCCCGAUCCCUAUUGGUCGGGCAUUGGUAAUGGUGUGCGCGAUCUCAUUGCCAACAUGUUACAAUCCGAUCCAGAUGUACGUUUCACCAGCGAGGAUAUUCUCGAUCAUUAUUGGACUAUGGGAAAUGAUGACAUCAACGAAUACAGCAGCUGAAUGGAACAGUAGAGCAGAUUUUACAAUUUAUACAUUAGUGUAUUUGGCUACAUUACAUUUUGUAUUGGCUGGCUGCUGGUUUAAAGCUGCUGUCAUUUUGUCUUUGUUUUUUUUUUCAUUCACUUUAGUUGGUUUUGUAUAGAAAGACCUGUAGUAUUCUUUUUUUUAUACAUAUUAUACAAAAUGAUUUAGAAAUUGUUUGAAUAAUUUCAUAUAUUUCGAUUGGUUUAUUUUUUAAUUUGUAAUUUAUUAAAAUAUCUCAUACAAACAACAAACGAAAUUCGAUAAACAAAAAUCAUGCGGCGUCUUACAAAGUAUAGAUUUAUACAUUUUAAUUUGUAAAAUUGUCAAGACAAAACAAAAUACAAAAACUUUAAAAAUAUAGUUUCUUAUUAAUCUUACUAUAAUUAUCUUAUACAUAUAUAAUAAAAAAAACACAUAUUUAAGUAUUUAAUUUUUACUUUUUUUUAUAAAAAAAAAAACAAAAAAUCUAUAUAAAAAAUACAUUUAUUUUUUAACUUACACUUAAAGGUUUUAAUUAUUUGAAACAUAUUUAAAAAAUAAUUAUUUUUUUUAAAACACAAUCUUUAAACCGAAAAAUAACCAUAAUUUAUAAAUUUUCUUAAAAAUUUAUUUAAUUUUUUUUUAAAACAAUUUGUGCAUUUAUGUACACAUUCCAAGCGAAAUCGAAUCCUGAAAUAUUAAAAUGCCUUUAAAAGCCUUUUUACUUUUGUCUUUAGCUUUUCACAUAUAACAUAAAAACUAAGUAUUAAGGAUUGUGUUAAAGAUUUAAUUACUAAUCAAUUUAAUAAUUGUAACUAUAAAUUAUAGACAUUAGUAGUAUUGCUUUCUAUUUUGAAAAAUGUUAAUAUAAUUUUAUGUUUUUAUUUAAAUUAUUUUUAACCCUUGAAAUAUAUAUAUAAUAUUGUUUACAACUUUUUUUUAUUCUUUUAAAGUACAUUUUCCUUUAUUAGUUAUUAAUAAUAAGCUUUUAUUUAAACCUUUCAGACACACUCAUACUCACACACUUUUUAAUCUUCAAUAGACUUCUUCUUAACAACGACUUUGUUUAAAAAUUUGUUGCUUUUAGAAACAUUUUAAUAACAAACAACACCAUUCGUAAGUUUCCAAACAAAACAAAAAAAAACAUUUUUUUUAGAAAUAUAUAUUAAACAAGUAUUUAUAUGCAAUUUAUUAUUAUAAAACAAAAAAGAAUACAAUUUAAAACACCAUAAAUGAUUAAAAUAUAUAUAAAUAUAUCAUUAAAAACAAAUAAAUAAAUAAACAGAAGACUUUAGCUCUUCUCAAUUAUUAUUAUUAUUUAUUAUUAUAUUUCAACAUUUUACAUAAAACAAAAAGAAAUAUUAAUUUAAAUAAAAAUUGCGGCUAUAAAUUAUAUACAAAUAAUAAACAAAUAA